AAGCUUGAUUUGCGUGACAAUAUGUUUGGUGUGGAAGCUGGAGUUGCUUUGAGUAAUGCAAUAUCUGUAUUUGCCAAUCUCACAGAAGUCUAUCUCAGUUAUUUGAAUCUGGAGGAUGAGGGGGCCAUAGCUCUUGCUAAUGCUCUCAAGGAGUCUGCUCCUUCACUUGAAGUUUUGGAGAUGGCUGGAAAUGACAUCACUGUAGAUGCUGUUCCUGCUUUGGUAGCCUGUAUAGCUGUCAAACAGUUUCUCACAAAAUUGAACUUAGCGGAGAAUGAAUUGAAAGAUGAGGGUGCUAUUUUGAUUGCCAAGGUGUUAGAAGAUGGGCAUGACCAGUUGAAUGAAGUUGAUCUAAGCACCAACUCAAUAAGGAGGGCCGGGGCCAGGUGCCUGGCUCAGUCUGUUGUAAGCAAACCAGGUUUGAAGUUGCUAAACAUUAAUGGUAACUUCAUAUCUGAUGAAGGGGUUGAUGAGGUGAAAAAGAUGUUUAAGAGUUCCCCUGAUGUGCUUGGUCCUAUGGAUGAGAAUGAUCCCGAAGGAGAAGACUACGAUGAAGAGGCUGAAGAGGAGAGUGCUGAUAAUGAGGAACAGUUGGAAUUCAAACUAAAGGGCCUUGAUAUCAAGCACGAUGCAUAG
Molecule: messenger RNA, 636 nt
Organism: Ilex paraguariensis (yerba mate)
Lineage: Eukaryota; Viridiplantae; Streptophyta; Magnoliopsida; Aquifoliales; Aquifoliaceae
Source: the annotation of a GenBank genome assembly